AAGCAAAACAACGAAGCAGGGAGGGGGAGCCGCUGCCAGAGCUCUGGGCUGAGACUCCUGCACUGAUCAGCGCUGCAUGAUGCAGACAACAGAGGAGAAGGAGGUGGAGGAGGAGGAGGAGGAGGAGGAGGAGGAGGAGGAGCGAAUCAGGGAAACAGACUGGCUCUCAGCUCUCAGCUCUCAGUCUCCCUUCAGUGCUUCGUAAAGCAGCUUCUCUCCGUUUCCGUCCUCUCUUCUCUCAUUUUUAAUCUCUCUCUAUCUCGAACGCACAGCGCUUUCUGUUUUCUUUUCUUUUUUUACUGCCUGAACUGACAACAGCAAACAGGGAGGGAAGCUUUUCUCGCUUGUUCAAACUACUUUCACACCAUGCUGCCCUGGAGGAGGAAUAAGUUUGUUCUGGUGGAGGAUGAAGGCAAGAAUAAAUCCAAGAGCCUGGGGACGGGGCUGACCUACCACUCCAUCCUCUCCUCACUGCUUCGCUCCUGUCCAGACCUGCUGCCCGACUGCCCCUUCAACUGGGUGGGCAGCAUUUUCCACACCAAACGGCAAAAGGUGGAACUGAACAAAGAGGAGCCUGUUUACAAUGUGCGCUACCUGGGAAGUGUGGUCACCAUCACGGCUAAGGGAGAGGGCUGCACCCAGGAGGCAGUUGCCAAGAUCUGGGCUCGGAGCAACUACGGGGAGCAAAGUGUCAAGAUGAAGUUGACCGUGGGGCCGCAAGGAAUCAGGAUGAGUGCAGACAAAUCUGGGAAAAAGAAACCCCUUCAUCACUUCUCUCUGAACAGAAUCACUUAUUGCACUGCUGACCCGUGUCAGCCCAAGAUCCUGGCCUGGAUCUACAGGCACCAGGUCAAAAACAUGGCCGUGGUGCUACGAUGCCACGCCGUGCUGGUAAGCAAGUCGGGGAAGGCUCGAGCCAUCGCGCACAGUCUCUACCAAAUCACCACCUCGGCCUUCCGCGAGUUCAAGCGGCUCAAGCGUCAGAGUGAUUUCAGGCACUGCCAGCAGCAGCUGCUGGGUGAGGAGGCGGUGCCCUUGAUGCCACUGAGGAGGCUGUUGAACGGGCAGUGCCACUACAGGCUGCCUGCUGAAAACCCCGGGAGUGCCACCCGCCUCUGCUCCAUUACAGAAGAGGAGGAGGAGGAGGGUGAGGAAGGGGAGGAUGACAUGGGCAGCAGAGAUAAAAUGCAGGAGUCACACACGGAUGAAGACAAGCAGAAACAGAAGGUUCUGGUCACAAACACAGAGCCGACCCAGUUGUUAUCGGAGCUGGACAUUGGGGAUAUUGCCCGACUGGAGCAGUGCCAGAUCAACUUUGUGAGUGACAGCAACAACAACACGUUUACAUUCAUCACCUCUCUGGUGUGACCGUAACGUCAACAGAAGAGAGCGA
Molecule: messenger RNA, 1393 nt
Organism: Cynoglossus semilaevis (tongue sole)
Lineage: Eukaryota; Metazoa; Chordata; Actinopteri; Pleuronectiformes; Cynoglossidae
Gene: fam43b
Product: family with sequence similarity 43 member B
Exons: 1
Coding region: 367-1368 (333 amino acids)
Source: RefSeq, a predicted model, not a curated record